UCAAAAGGCAGGAAAAAAUUUUGCACGAUUCAGGAGGGACUACGAGAAAUCCUGGAAAAUUGUACACAAUGGCAGCCUAAUCAGGAAUUUUGGUUUAAAAUUGGUUACACAAGUUGCUGCUAAAAAUGGUAUGACAGCUGCUGCUGCUUCUAAUGUUGGGGCAAUGCGUUUAGCCAGUUCUGCUGCUGAUAGCAAAAGACAGACAAACGUAACCACUAUCCGUAAACCCAAUGAGGCUUCUCGUGCCAGUCUUUCGGAUUUCGGUCGUUAUGUUGCCGAAUGUAUGCCCAAGUAUGUGCAAAAAGUACAACUGACCGCUGGCGAUGAAUUGGAAGUGCUUAUCGCUCCCGAAGGUGUUGUGCCUGUAUCAUUCUUGAAGGAUCAUCAUCAGGCUCAAUUCAGCAAUUUGGUCGAUAUUGCCGGUAUGGAUGUGCCUUCACGUAAAUACCGUUUCGAGGUUAUCUAUAAUCUUUCGUUGCGUUACAAUUCUCGCAUUCGUGUCAAAACCUACACCGAUGAAUUGACUCCCUUGGACUCUUGCAAUGAGGUCUAUAAGGCUGCCAACUGGUACGAACGUGAAAUCUAUGAUAUGUAUGGUGUGUUCUUUGCCAAUCAUCCCGAUUUACGUCGUAUUCUCACCGAUUACGGUUUCGAAGGUCAUCCCCAACGUCGUGAUUUUCUGUCCGGUUAUGUUGAAUUACGUUAUGAUGACGAAAAACGUGUUGUUUGUGAACCUUUGGUUGCUCAAGAAUUUAGAAAUUCGAUUUGUCUGCCCCCCUGGGAACAAUUCCCCCAUUUCCGUAAUGCUAACCCUCCCGCCAGAAAUUGUUGA
Lucilia sericata (common green bottle fly) is the source of this 832-nucleotide messenger RNA. RefSeq names its product NADH dehydrogenase [ubiquinone] iron-sulfur protein 3, mitochondrial-like. Lineage: Eukaryota; Metazoa; Arthropoda; Insecta; Diptera; Calliphoridae. Gene Ontology annotation, molecular function: NADH dehydrogenase (ubiquinone) activity. The record is from RefSeq and is a predicted model, not a curated record.